AUGGUGCGCAGCAACAAUGCAGUGCUGCUCACAGCUCCACCGAGAGCGGUCGACCCAGAUGGCACGUUGGCGACGAGAUUGAUGAAGCUCACUAACGCCACUGCAUUCGUCGUCGACCCGACGCUCCACGAGCCAGCACCGCUCGCGCAUCCGACCAUCGAGCUUUUCGUUGCCGACGACACGGCAAGACGAGAAGUAGACUCGCGCCGAGCGGCGCUGGAAGCGGCCGCGGGCAAUGCGUGGGCGCGCAGCAACGCCCGCGCCCACAGAGUCGCGCGCCUGAACGACGACAUCCUCGUCCGCGCGACGGCGCCGGAGUCGAGCGAGCCGUCCCUUGAUUGGGCACUUGGGCGGGCACGGCGCCUCCUGACGGCGCGGCGGCGCGGUUGCGUCGACGUGCUCUGCGCGAUCGAGGACGACGACGACGUGUUCGAGGACAUGUGCGAAAUUUUCACGAGCGGCAUCCGCGGCGAGGCGGCGCGGCGGGCCGACCCGACGGAGCCACUCGCGCGCCUCGUGCGCGUCGAAUCGGCAGUUGUCCCCGAAGACGUCGCGCGGCGCGAGGAAGGCUACGACGACGUCCUCUUCCGGCGGGCGACGCGCGGCGACGACCGCGCCAUGUUCGACCGGUGCCUCGACGAGUGCGAGACCUGUGUGUAUUGGGUCGACAGCGACGCGGUCCAACUCCCGCGCGGCGCGGCGUUCGUCGCGGCCGGCUCGUCCGUCGACGCGGCCGCCGCGGGCUGCCGGGCAACCGUCGUCGACUGGGAGGCGGCCGCGGCGUUCUGCGACGCGAAGAACGGCGGCGCUAGUUAUCUAAAUACGUGUGUGUGA
Pelagomonas calceolata is the source of this 834-nucleotide messenger RNA. The record is from the annotation of a GenBank genome assembly. NCBI's taxonomy places the organism in Eukaryota, Pelagophyceae, Pelagomonadales, Pelagomonadaceae.